AUGGCAAACAGUGGGAGGGACGGCAAGAGUGAUGACGGGAAUUCAAGUCCCGGAUCAAAAAAGAAGUCCUUCGUGAAGAGCAUGGUCAAGGGUGGCAUUUUCGGUGGGGGACGUUCACGUGCUCAGACCACCGACGCCCAGCAGAAAUCGGAUGGGCAACAGGCGGAGAGUGCGCCUCGUCAUACGGCUCCUGCGGAUGCUCGUGAGGAGCAGCAGAAGCGUGCGAGGUUCCUUGCUGAGAAAUACGAGAAGAUAAUCGCAGCGCGUACUUCAGCGGAGUCCACGGUAGCCCGUGCAACUCAAUCUUCUUCUUCUGCUUCUGCCGCUGCCGCCGCGGCUUCCCGAGCAACUUCCACGUCGCAAGCUGCCGAGGCACCUAAGGCGUCUGUUACAUCUAAGGCGUCCGAUGCGCCUAAGGCUUCUGAAACAGGAAAGGUUUCUGUUACAUCUAAGGCGUCCGAUGCGCCUAAGGCUUCUGAAACAGGAAAGGUUUCUGUUACAUCUAAGGCGUCCGAUGCGCCUAAGGUUUCUGAAACAGGAAAGGUUUCUGUGGCAUCGAAGGUCUCUGAGGCACCCAAGACGUCUAAGUCGUCUGAUGCACCCAAGACGUCCGAGUCUGCAAAGGUUUCAGUGACUCCCACGGCGAGCCCCGCACCUCAGCCAGCGCCUUCCACUGUGCAAACUCCGGCAUCACAGACGAAUGCGGAGAAGACCAGUGCUUCCAGUGGAGCACGUGUUCGUACACUAGCCGACCUUCAGCGUGAAGAUGAGGAUCAAGGAGGACACCCGCUUGGUCCACACGCCCCGCGUGUACGUUUUCAAUCCUCGGCCGACGAAGAUGUCUCAACAACUCGUGGUGGCGGGUUUUUCGGCCGGAGGGUCAUGUGCCCUGUCCGUCGUGAAGUGAGGGGCCGCUUGUUCCCUGGCAGAUUGUUUAUGAUGCUCAGCAGCACCAUCCUGAUGACCGUCCUGUUCAUAUACCAAGCGUACUUGAACAUGUCGACAUUCAACGGACGUUGCGUAGGAGGCGUGGACUACACUCACAAAAUCAAAGACCGCGCGAUUUUCAACCCGAUUGGAUACGCGGCGUGUGAGAAUAACUUGAAGACGAAGGCGGCUGACCGAUACACCAUUGGUACGGGAGCCACUGACGAAGGCUACCCCAGAGAUUUUGUGCAUAAUGGCGCCGACGGGUGGUCGAUGGCUCCUCCAGAUGGCCCCAACCCCCGUAUCAUCUACCUUUUUGGUGCUAUGUCGCCCAACCACAUCCGUUUGUACAAGGAGUCCUACCGCCUUUGGACGUCAAUCUUUCUACACAGCGGUUAUUUCCACUUGUUGAACAAUAUGGUGACGAACAUCCUGUUUCUGUACAUUCUUGAGCCGGACUGGGGUUUUCUGAGAUGCCUUUUUGCCUAUCUGUUCUGUGGAUAUGCUGCCAACCUGGUUCACGCCAGCAUGUCUCCGUGCUACGCCACGGUGGGUGCAUCGGGCGCCUUGUUUGCUUUGUGCGGCGCCUUGAUUCCGUACGCUGUGGAGCAGUGGGACAAGCUGCGUUCCCCGAUAGCCAUCAUAAUAAUCUCGGUUGUCCUGUUUUUGUUCGACGUGCUUAUCCCGAAGAAGGGCGUGAGCUCACAUGCGCACUUUGGGGGCUACUUGUUUGGAAUCUGCUACGGCUUUGCCACUAUGGAAACUGCUUUACUGCUCGACCGGGGGGCACUUUUCCACCGAUUUGUCCUGAAUUGCUUCGGAAGGAAUAUGUCGGAAGAAAAGCAGCAACAGUACCGGGAGAAAAUUGCAAGGGGUGCCCGGGCCAGUGAGCUUGCUCGUAUUAAAUACGAGCAGACGGCGAGGGAUCGUGUGGAUCGUUUCAGAUGGUUGAAGAAAUUCUUGGGCGUAUAUCCUCUGGGGCCUUACCGCAUGAGGCUCCGUGACAUCAUAAUUAGGGUUGUAUUUUUCCUUAUUAUGAUUGCCAUGUUCAUAUACUUCUACAUGGCGACUUAUUACGAAAGCGUGUACAGCAAGCUGAGUCCCCAAACGAACGCUCUUUUCAGCCGCCACUGUUAUUGCGGUUUCCUCAAGAAGGAACCGGAGGAAGAUCUCCUUCGGUACCAGAUUGGAGGAUUAGGUGGACAAUUCUACUGCUUCCCAGGAGUCAAGAGCCGCAUAGCCUUCUGUGACCCAGGUGACGGGAUUGAUGACUGA
Babesia ovata is the source of this 2202-nucleotide messenger RNA. RefSeq names its product rhomboid protease ROM4. NCBI's taxonomy places the organism in Eukaryota, Apicomplexa, Aconoidasida, Piroplasmida, Babesiidae. The coding region runs from base 1 to 2202 and encodes 733 amino acids. Gene Ontology annotation, molecular function: serine-type endopeptidase activity. Gene Ontology annotation, biological process: proteolysis. Gene Ontology annotation, cellular component: membrane. The record is from RefSeq and is a predicted model, not a curated record. The transcript has 4 exons.